Messenger RNA from Eutrema salsugineum, 2020 nucleotides. Its product is annotated as eukaryotic peptide chain release factor GTP-binding subunit ERF3A. Gene Ontology annotation, molecular function: translation release factor activity; GTPase activity; GTP binding. Gene Ontology annotation, biological process: translation. The coding region runs from base 153 to 1751 and encodes 532 amino acids. Lineage: Eukaryota; Viridiplantae; Streptophyta; Magnoliopsida; Brassicales; Brassicaceae. The transcript is spliced from 19 exons. Gene Ontology annotation, cellular component: translation release factor complex. The record is from RefSeq and is a predicted model, not a curated record.
AGGGAAUAUAUAAGUUAUACACCUGGGGAAAAAUUACAGCUUCUUAGAAGUGGCCGUGGUUUCGUUUGGUGGAUCCCUUAACGAGCUUCUUCUUUUCGCGAUAAAACCUAGAACGCUUUCCUUUCGUUCAAUCCAAUCCAGCAGCAUCCGCCAUGGAUCUUGAGGCUGAGAUCCGCGCAUUACAGCUUGAUUCGGCAGAAGAAAACAAUGGAGUUAUCAUUUCGGAAGAUCAGAACUCAGAUAGAGUUGAGAAAUUGGAUAAAGCAGAAGAAGACCUGACAGAUAAGGUGCGAGAAUCAGCGCCAGUUCCUGAUGAGCAACAAGCUUCCGAGGAUCAUGAUCAAGAAUUGCUCCAUCCAGUGCAUAACCCAGCGAAAGCUAAAGAGAAGGCAGCUCAAGAGAAGGCUGCGAAAGAGGAAGCUGAAGAAGAGGCAGAAGCAAACAAAAAGAGACACUUGAAUGUGGUUUUCAUUGGGCAUGUUGAUGCAGGAAAAUCUACAAUUGGAGGACAAAUUCUCUUCCUAAGUGGCCAGGUGGAUGACCGACAAAUCCAGAAGUACGAGAAGGAAGCAAAAGAAAAAAGUAGAGAAAGCUGGUAUAUGGCAUAUAUAAUGGAUACAAAUGAAGAAGAGAGGGCCAAGGGUAAAACAGUUGAAGUUGGAAGGGCUCAUUUUGAAACUGCGAGUACUAGAUUUACCAUUUUGGAUGCUCCGGGUCACAAAAGUUAUGUACCAAAUAUGAUUAGUGGAGCAUCUCAGGCGGACAUUGGUGUACUGGUGAUAUCGGCUCGAAAAGGUGAAUUUGAAACUGGAUAUGAGAGGGGUGGGCAGACACGUGAACAUGUUCAACUCGCAAAAACAUUGGGCGUGUCAAAGCUGGUCGUUGUUGUGAACAAGAUGGAUGAUCCAACUGUGAACUGGUCGAAAGUGAGAUACGAUGAAAUAGAACAAAAAAUGGUACCAUUUCUGAAAUCCUCUGGCUACAACACAAAGAAAGAUGUCAUAUUCUUGCCUAUAUCUGGUCUAAUGGGGGUAAAUAUAGACAAGAAGAUGGAUCCAAACGUUUGUCCUUGGUUCAGUGGCCCUAGCUUUUUUGAAGUCCUUGAUUCUAUUGAAGUUCCCCCACGGGAUCCUAAUGGUCCAUUCAGGAUGCCCAUUAUUGAUAAAUUCAAAGACAUGGGAACAGUUGUGAUGGGAAAAGUAGAAUCUGGCAGCAUUCGGGAGGGUGACUCCUUGCUUAUUAUGCCAAACAAGGAACACGUGAAAGUUGUUGCUAUAUAUUGCGAUGAAGAUAAAGUUAAGCGUGCAGGACCCGGUGAAAACUUGAGAGUACGUAUAACUGGCAUUGAAGACGAGGACAUCCUCUCAGGUUUUGUUUUAUCCAGCACGGUAACGCCUGUCCCUGCUGUUACUGAGUUCGUUGCCCAACUACAAAUCCUUGAGCUGCUUGACAACGCUAUUUUUACAGCUGGUUACAAAGCUAUACUGCACAUUCAUGCGGUAGUGGAGGAAUGUGAGAUAAUCGAAUUGAUAAGCCAAAUUGAUAUGAAGACGAGGAAACCCAUGAAAAAGAAAAUUCUGUUUGUGAAGAAUGGUGCUGCUGUUGUGUGCCGUAUACAGGUUACCAAUUCAAUCUGUGUUGAAAAAUUCACAGAUUUCCCUCAACUUGGAAGAUUCACUCUACGAACUGAAGGGAAAACAGUUGCUGUUGGAAAGGUGACUGCGCUCUCAGGUGCUUCCUCAAGCGCUUGAUCCAAAUUUUUGUGAGAAAGACAAGAAGGUGACGGCAAGUCCCGGCUCUAACACAUGGCGGGAGCGGCGAGGUCCAACUGUUAUGUUUUGGCUAGAGAGAGAGAGAGAGAGGGCCGAUGCUAAGAGAGUGAUGCAAUCUUUAUUAACAUUUGUUGUCGUUUUGAGUAUUUUCCGUUUAUGUAGAGGAAUUACCUCCCUCAUGAGAUACUUAUCAAAUCACAUUGUAUUGAAUCUAUUUUCGUAAACCAAGGAACUAAAGUUUUGAGUCU